Molecule: messenger RNA, 928 nt
Organism: Paramecium pentaurelia
Lineage: Eukaryota; Ciliophora; Oligohymenophorea; Peniculida; Parameciidae
Source: the annotation of a GenBank genome assembly
UAAUGAAAAAUAUCCAAUUGAUAUUAUUAAUCGUCUUGUUUGGGUUUGCUUCUGCUGAUAUUAUUAUCAAUAAAUCAAAAAGAUGUGAAUGUCCAUCAUUUAUCAAAACAGAAUGUGAUAAAUGGUAUGAUUGUAAAUGGGCUGAAACAUCUUGUUAAAAAAAAGAAUGCACUGAUUACACAACAGAAGACAAAUGCAAUGGAGAAUGUUAAUGGAAAGGUGGAAAGUGUAUUGAUGAGAAAAAAGAGUGUGAAGAUAUGCCAACUGAAGAAAGUUGUUCAAAUUUUGCUGGAUGUGGUUGGAAAGAUAACAAAUGCAUUGAAUUUACUCAAUGUUCAGAUUUCAUUGUAACAAAGGCAGAAAGAUGCUCUGUCUUAUAAGGUGAAAAUGGAGAAAGAUGCUAACCAAAAGGUGUUAGUGUAACUACAUUAUUUUACAAACAUUUAGCUGUUGCAGCUGGAUUUUAAUGUGAAAAUAAAGUGUAUGUUGAUUGUUCUAAAUUUGUGACAGAAGCUACAUGCAAAGGAGAUGCAACUGCAACUGCAAAAUGUUAAUGGAAAAGUGAUGGUAAAUGUUAUGCAUUUGAAUUAAAAACAUGUAGAGAUGCUGAUGGAUUUAAUUAAAUGUGUGAUCCAAAAUAUUGUAAAAAAGAUGGAUAAUUAUGUGUGAAUAGAUCAUGUUCUGAUAUUACCACAUAAGCAUUAUGCACAUCUCUACCAAAAGUUGACAGCAAUAAAUCCAUCUUAUGUAAAUGGGGUGCUGAUAAUAAAUGUACAACUGCAACUGAUGCAACUCAUUUGAAUGAAUAAACUUGCAAUGAUGUAACUUUCGGUUCCUAUCAUUGGGCGACAAAUACUUGUCAAUAAUGUGCUUCCAAUUGGAUUCUAUCAAUUAUGUCAUUGAUAAUCUUGGUUGUCCUCAUUUGAAU